AUGAAGAGAAUCUUCCUCAUUGAUUGUCCUGGUAUUGUUCCUCCUAAUGCCAAAGACACCGAGGCCGAUAUUCUGUUCCGAGGAGUGGUCCGAGUGGAACAUGUCUCGCAUCCCGAACAGUUCAUUCCCGUGCUACUAGAAAAGUGUAAACCACAGCAUCUGGAGCGAACGUACGAGGUUUCUGGCUGGAAAAAUGCCACUGAGUUCUUAGAACUGAUUGCCCGAAAACACGGACGUCUGUUGAAGGGAGGCGAACCUGACGAGUCGGGUGUGGCUAAACUGGUUCUCAACGAUUUCAACCGAGGCAAGAUCCCCUGGUUCGUACCUCCUCCUUUCGAUGACGACGAAGACAAAGACUCGAACGGUUUACAAGCACGAGCUGGUCGUCUGGGAGAAAUGCGGAAACGGUCCAAACGAACUGACGACGAUGACAGCCAACAAAAAGCCGAAUCCAAAAAGACAAAAACCGCUGCCAGCGACGAAGAGGCCGAGGAGUGGACCGGGCUCUCGCAAUAG
Messenger RNA from Sugiyamaella lignohabitans, 516 nucleotides. It is a transcript of the gene NOG2, whose product is annotated as putative GTPase NOG2. The record is from RefSeq and is a predicted model, not a curated record. Bases 1 to 516 code for a protein of 171 amino acids. The transcript has a single exon. Gene Ontology annotation, cellular component: nucleolus. Lineage: Eukaryota; Fungi; Ascomycota; Dipodascomycetes; Dipodascales; Trichomonascaceae.